AUGAGCCAGAGGGAGGGAAGUCUGGAAGACCCCAAGGCUGACUCCUCAGUCUCACUCCUUCCCCACCUGGAGGCCAAGAUCCGUCAGACUCACAGCCUUGCCCGUCUCCUCACCAAAUAUGCUGAACAGUUGUUCCAGGAAUAUGUGACCGCCGCCGCCGCCGCCGCCGCCUCCACGGGCGUCUUCCAGGCUAAGGUGCUGGGAUUUCGCGUGUGCGGCCUCUACCGCGAGUGGGUGAGCCGCACAGAGGGCGACCUCAGCCAGCUGGUGCCGGGGGGCCCUGCCUGAACGCAGGCUGCGGGGGCGCAGCUCUUGCUGCUGUCUUCUCUGUCUGUCUGCCUCUGAACGUCUUCAUUUCAAAUCUCUGUCUCUGGCUGUGCCCAUUUCUCUGCCUCUAUUUGUCUUGUUCUCUUUUUCUCUCUCU
Trichechus manatus latirostris (Florida manatee) is the source of this 424-nucleotide messenger RNA. RefSeq names its product cardiotrophin 1 (gene CTF1). Gene Ontology annotation, cellular component: extracellular region. Gene Ontology annotation, molecular function: cytokine activity. The record is from RefSeq and is a predicted model, not a curated record. The transcript is spliced from 3 exons. Gene Ontology annotation, biological process: positive regulation of tyrosine phosphorylation of STAT protein; cell surface receptor signaling pathway. The coding region runs from base 1 to 288 and encodes 95 amino acids. NCBI's taxonomy places the organism in Eukaryota, Metazoa, Chordata, Mammalia, Sirenia, Trichechidae.